Molecule: messenger RNA, 4199 nt
Organism: Balaenoptera ricei (Rice's whale)
Lineage: Eukaryota; Metazoa; Chordata; Mammalia; Artiodactyla; Balaenopteridae
Gene: TGFB1I1
Product: transforming growth factor beta 1 induced transcript 1
Exons: 11
Coding region: 103-1422 (439 amino acids)
Source: RefSeq, a predicted model, not a curated record
AAGUGUCCCACCAAGGCGCUCAGAGAUGCAGAGUAAAGGGGCAGGGACUUCUAGAUUCUGGAAGAUGCCCUGCUCUCUGACCUGGAGACCACAACCUCACACAUGCCAAGGUCAGGGGCUCUAAAAGAGCGGCCCCCAGAGCCCCUCACGUCUCCUCUGACACAGAUGGGGUCCGGGGAAUCUUCAGGAGCCUCUGGGGACAAGGAUCAUCUGUACAGCACGGUAUGCAAGCCUCGGUCCCCGAAGCCUGCGGCCCCUGCAGCCCCUCCAUUCUCCUCUUCCUGUGGUGUCUUGGGCACGGGUCUCUGUGAGCUAGACCGGUUGCUUCAGGAACUUAACGCUACUCAGUUCAACAUCACAGAUGAAAUAAUGUCUCAGUUCCCAUCUAGCAAGGAGACUGCAGGGGAGCAGAAGGAGGACCAAUCUGAGGACAAGAAAAGGCCCAGCCCCCCUCCCAGUCCAUCCCCUGUUCUCCCAAAGCCUUCGGCCACCUCAGCCACCCUGGAGCUAGAUAGGCUGAUGGCCUCACUCUCUGACUUCCGUGUCCAGAAUCAUCUUCCGGCCUCUGGGCCAACCCAGCCACCGGUGCCAAGCUCCGUGAAUGAGGGCUCCCCCUCCCCACCAGGGCCCGCUGGCAAAGGCAGCCUAGACACCAUGCUGGGGCUGCUUCAGUCUGACCUCAGCCGCCGAGGCGUUCCCACCCAAGCCAAGGGCCUCUGUGGCUCCUGCAAUAAACCCAUUGCUGGGCAAGUGGUGACGGCGCUUGGCCGUGCUUGGCACCCUGAGCACUUCGUUUGCGGUGGCUGUUCCACAGCCCUGGGAGGCAGCAGCUUCUUCGAGAAGGAUGGAGCUCCCUUCUGUCCCGAGUGCUACUUCGAGCGCUUCUCCCCACGAUGUGGCCUCUGCAAUCAACCCAUCCGACACAAGAUGGUUACUGCCUUGGGCACCCACUGGCACCCGGAGCAUUUCUGCUGCGUCAGUUGCGGGGAGCCCUUCGGAGAUGAGGGUUUCCACGAGCGGGAGGGCCGCCCCUACUGCCGCCGAGACUUCCUGCAGCUCUUCGCCCCGCGCUGCCAGGGCUGCCAAGGCCCCAUUCUGGAUAACUACAUCUCGGCGCUCAGCGCACUCUGGCACCCAGACUGUUUUGUCUGCAGGGAAUGCUUCGCGCCCUUCUCGGGAGGCAGCUUUUUUGAGCACGAGGGCCGUCCGCUGUGCGAGAACCAUUUCCACGCGCGGCGCGGGUCGCUGUGCGCCACGUGUGGCCUCCCGGUGACCGGCCGAUGCGUGUCGGCCCUGGGCCGCCGCUUCCAUCCGGACCACUUCACCUGCACCUUCUGCCUGCGCCCGCUCACCAAGGGCUCCUUCCAGGAGCGAGCAGGCAAGCCCUACUGCCAGCCCUGCUUCCUCAAGCUCUUCGGCUGACCGCCUGCCGGGCUCGCCCCUUUGGGAGAGCGCGGCCCCCAAAACCUCGCCCUUCCCGAAAAGACCGGGCUCUCCAGACCCCAAGGCCUUGCUCUUAGAGCUUGGGGCUCCCCCAGCCCAGCUCCGUGAGGCCCCACCCCCUGGAGGGACCGGCCCCGAAGGUACUGUACGUUCUCCAUGGGCGAGUUCAGAAAAGGCCCCGCCGGUGCUAAGGCCACGCGCCCCACGAAGUGGGUCGUAUACUGGCAAGCGAUCCCGCGUGAGCCCUUCACUUUAUUCCCAGCCUUGAGGGAGCCCCCCGACUGGAGGAGGGUCCUUGCAAUUCCCACGAAUCCAAGGCCAGGCCAGAAUGUCCCUCUCCCCGCCCCUCACUGCUCAGUGCACUUUUUUCUACCUACAUAAACACACAUUCCACGUCACACCGGUGCUGUGUCUCUGCGCGGGAGUGCCUCGCGUCGCGACGCCCCGCCCCUUGUACUGGCGGGAGUGCCUCGCGUCGCGACGCCCCGCCCCUUGUACUGGCGGGAGUGCCUCGCGUCGCGACGCCCCGCCCCUUGUACUGGCUCCGGCCGCGAUGCGUUCUAGGCCACCGCCCUGGGGCGGGAGCCGGACCUUCAGACUCAGCCCUUGCAGGCUGUCCUUCACCUGUCAGAUGCCCCUGAGGCUGGAAAAGCCGGCCACCUGCGCAGGAUUGUACAGACGGUGACGAGCCAGGACGGGAGCUCAAGCAGGACCCACCAAACCUUCCCGUCCCCAACCCCCCAUCCUUCAGUUUCUUAUAUCCUCGAAAUAAGCGCUUAAUCUGUACCCCUCCCACUCCCUUCCACCCUGCCACCUUGGCUGGUUUCCAGAUUUUUCCCCCUCCUUAAAAGACCCUCAGAGAUGGGGCUCCAUUCAAGUACCAAUUUAUGCCCACCCUUUGGAUCUGGGCAUCAAAUUACAGCUUCCCUCACAUGGGUAUUGACUCAUAACAGCUCGGCUAGGCACAGGAUGACACUUGGGGUGGUCAGGGCAGUGACUGAGGGAAGCGCUGGGGGCUGUAAGAGCCAGAAGGAGGCUUCUAACUCAGAUUGGAAGUCAAGGAGGGCUUCCUGGAGGUGGUGACACCUUAGCCUAGCCCCAGCAGAGAAGGGUGGGGCCAGGGUUUCUUAAGUAUGGAGAAGUUCAGGCUCCAUCUGAAUCCCCAAGUCCCAGAGGCCUUUCUAAGCCUGGUACCUUAGAUUCUGAAGUUCCCUAGGGAGGGGGCCUGGACUCCUGGGUCCUAACUACAGGGACCUUAGAGGCUGGAAACAAUCGAUUCUCAGAGGCCCUUCCAUCUCAAGGAGGAGCUAACAGCCAAGGAGAACAUGUGUGGGCAAGAGACAAAGGUGAGGUUCUCUGUCUUGGCCUCGGGCAGAACCCCCAGAUCCUUUCCUCUCUGAGGCUCCACCCCUUGGGUCUUCCUAGGCCUCCUGCUCUUCCUCUUCCACAAAUUCUCCCUGGGGAAUGCUGUCCAUCCCUUGGCUUGUAACCACCACCAAGUCUUGAGCCAUUCAUUUACCAAGUGUUUACUGAGCACGUGCUGUCCUAGGCUCCAUGCCAGGUGCUGGGGAGACCAUAGGGAACAUGUUCCUUGGCCUCACAGUCUAGUAGGGGAGACAGAGGAAAAACAAACACACAGUGACAAGUGUGAUGAAGUAAUGGGGACUUCCUUGAUGGCCUAGGUAAAGCUGGCCCUUCCCUCUAGUUUCCACCCACAGCACCUCCCUAGUCCCUCACUUAUCAUUAUUGCAAAUAGGUGUUUGUUUGUUGCUUGUUUAUUUCUGAAAUGAAGGCAAGCUCCUGGGAGUUUGUUUGUCAGAUGACAUGUUUGUUUUGCUGACCAUUUUCUGUCCAGUGUCUAGGAUGCUGUCUAGCAUGUGGUAAGUGCUCCAUAAAUGUUUGCUAAUGGAGGAAGGAAUGAGGAAGGAAGGAAAGGAGCGAAGGCAAGAAGGAAAAAAUAGAGAACUAAGUUAGUGAAGGUAGGGAAGGGAGUACUUGAACCAGCCUGUCAGAGAAGGCCUCUGUGAAUAUCUACAUUGAGACUUUGAAGGUUGAGGAAAGAGCCAGCCAGGCAAAGAGCCUGAGGAGAGCAUCCCAGGCAGAGGAAACAGCAAAUGCAAAGGCCAGGCGGUAGGAAAAAGCUUGGCAUAUUGGAAGAAAGAAAAGGAGGCCAGUGUGGUUGAUUAGAGUGAGCAAGGGAGAGAGUAGUUGGAGAUGAGGUCAAAGAGGAACUAGGUGCCACAUCACGAAGGGCUUUGCAGGCCCCCGCAAGGGCACACAGAUUUGAUUUUAAGUGCCCAUAACCCCAACGUGUCCUCUGAUGCUUGCCCCUGGAUUUCUCCCAGGCCCUUCAAAUUCAUUGCCCACUGAAGCAGACACUGUGGGUGCCCUGCCCAUAUCCACCUGGCCCAUCUGGGAAGUCGUAUGCAGACACUUCCCAGACACUCAGUCUCCCCAGCUGCUCCCUGAGUUUCUGUCAGGGUGCUCUCUGGAGGAGGGCCUGGGGUGGGUGGGGGAGGUUCCGUAACCUCCAGCCAGUUAGAGACAGGGAUUGGUGAAUGAAUACCCCAGCUUUCUGGCCCCUUGGGGGUCAGUUCUGAGGUGAGUUCUCCACAGUGUCUCAGAGGGUCCCCACUGGGAUUGUCACAGUGGUAACCUUUCGAUCAACACAUGCUUUAUUGGCCUUUCUCCUUUCUUUGUCUCUCUUCCCCACUCCUUACUGGGAUCAGCUCCCCAAUACAGUCCUUGCACCCCAA